This is a messenger RNA of Cuscuta campestris, 1582 nucleotides long. Lineage: Eukaryota; Viridiplantae; Streptophyta; Magnoliopsida; Solanales; Convolvulaceae. The record is from the annotation of a GenBank genome assembly.
GAACUUAUCCAAAUCUCCAUCAUCAGUGAUGCCAUCUUUUAUAUGGAGUAUAUCCUCUUGCUGUUUUUAGCAGAAUAUUUAGUUUUUGUAAAAAAGAAAGAAGAAGAAGAAGAUGAUGAUAGAAAAAUAGUGGAUAUAUAUCCUCUGUACUUCUUUGGAGCUCAAUAGUGAUUGAUCAUCUUUGUCACUCUUAUGUAUCUUGCAACCCCCAGCCCCCCACUCACCACUGUGAUCAAAAUGCAUAAAUUAUUUGCCAUCAGGUCCUUAGCUCCUGCGUUAUUUAAAAAUCGGACCCGGCAUCAGCUAGCAUCCCUUUUCUCCACUUCUUUACUUUUCGAUGAUACCCAGAUUCAGUUCAAAGAAAGCGUGGCUCAGUUUGCUCAAGAACAUAUUGCUCCUCGAGCGGAAGAAAUAGACAAAACAAAUUGUUUUCCCAAGGAUGUUAAUUUAUGGAAAUUGAUGGGAGGUUUCAAUCUCCAUGGAAUUACGGCUCCAGAGGAGUAUGGAGGGCUCGGCCUUGGUUAUUUAUAUCACUGUAUAGCUUUGGAAGAAAUUAGUCGUGCCUCGGGCUCAGUAGGCCUUUCGUUUGGUGCCCACUCCAACUUGUGCAUCAAUCAGCUGGUGAGGAAUGGAAAUCCUGAUCAGAAGAAAAAGUAUUUGCCAAAGCUAAUUAGUGGUGAACAUGUCGGGGCUCUUGCCAUGAGUGAACCCAAUGCUGGCUCGGAUGUUGUUAGCAUGAAAUGUAGAGCUGAUCGUGUUGAUGGAGGUUAUCUUCUGAAUGGGAAUAAGAUGUGGUGUACCAAUGGUCCUGUGGCUCAGACGCUGGUUGUUUAUGCUAAAACAGAUAUGGCCGAGCGCUCAAAAGGAAUCACGGCUUUUAUCAUUGAGAAGGGAAUGACUGGUUUCAGUACUGCCCAGAAACUCGACAAGCUUGGGAUGAGAGGGAGUGAUACGUGUGAACUUGUGUUUGAAAACUGCUUUGUUCCUGAAGAGAAUGUUCUUGGGCAGGAAGGGAAAGGAGUUUAUGUCAUGAUGUCGGGCUUAGAUUUGGAAAGGCUGGUGCUAGCUGCUGGGCCUGUUGGAAUCAUGCAGGCCUGUCUUGAUGUGGCACUCCCAUACGUUCGCCAGAGAGAGCAAUUCGGGAGGCCCAUUGGUGAACACCAAUUUAUUCAGGGGAAAGUUGCCGACAUGUAUACAGCCUUACAGUCCUCAAGAUCAUAUGUGUAUUCUGUUGCUAGGGACUGUGACAAUGGGAAGGUCGAUCCAAAGGACUGUGCAGGUGUAAUACUUUGUGCAGCUGAAAGAGCCACUCAAGUUGCACUUCAGGCGAUCCAAUGUCUUGGGGGUAACGGGUAUGUGAAUGAGUAUCCUACCGGGCGUCUCCUUCGGGAUGCAAAGCUGUAUGAAAUAGGGGCAGGCACUAGUGAGAUCAGGAGAAUGAUAAUCGGGCGCGAGCUCUUUCAUAAAGAACUUUGAUUUUGAGUCUCUAAUUGAACAUUUGAUCAGUUUCUGUUCCACAAACCACUGCAAAGGAUUAAAGACCCAAUCAUUCAAUGUUACUCUUACUUUCUGUGGUCUAUAA